GUGAAAACAAGAUGAUGAAGUACGCGUUUAACUUACGAUGAAGCAAUUCAUUUCUUGAUUUUAAAUUUAUAUAUAUAUAUCCAAAAAGACAUUCAUCGUUUUGACGAACUCAUUUUUCCAAGUAUCGGUGUUUUUCAGACGGAUACAUUGGAUGUUUACACGAAACGAUGAAUAGUGAGUGCACUAAUGCUAUUGAACAAUAUUUUACGAUAUGUAAGAAGUAAUACGCUAAAUAAAAUAACAAGGCAAUUUAAAGGGGAAACCAAAGCUUAUUGAAUAUGCUGAGGGCAAUGAUAGAAAUUUCCCAGAAACGGUGAUUUGAAAGUUGCCCUCUACCAUGAACGCACCAACAUUUGCAGGUAUGCCUACGACCAUGCUUUCAGUGAAAAUGAUUUGCUCUGAAUGUCGAGAAGAUCCUCCUAAUCUUGUGGAGGAAUUUUCGAGUGGUGAUACCGUUUGUGGAAGCUGCGGGUUGGUUUUGGGCGAUCGAAUUAUCGAUACUCGAAGUGAGUGGCGCACAUUUUCAAAUUCGGAUGAAGCAGGUGGGGAUCCCAGUCGUGUUGGUAAAGUUGCAAACCCUCUUUUGAAUGGAUCUCAGUUGGAUACGGCCAUUUCUUCGCACGACGGAACUGGAGCAAUGUUAGCCAAGGCACAGGGACGGUCGGUUCAAGUACGUGGUGAAAAGAAUCUUUUGACGGCUUAUAAAGAAAUUGGUGCAAUGUGCGAUGCGAUUAGUUUGCCCAAGGUAAUUGCAGAUACUGCGAAACAGUUGUAUAAACGAGUAGAUGAUCACAAGGCGUUGAAGGGUAAAUCAUCGCAGUCGAUCAUUGCUGCCUGUAUUUAUAUUGCUUGUCGUCAGGGGAAGGUUCCUAGAACCUUUAUGGAAAUUUGUACUUUGACCAAUGUUCCCAAAAAAGAGAUAGGACGUGUCUAUAAGACAUUACAACGUAUGCUUACUGAGGGUGGUGCUCUCCAUAAUUCCGUCGAUGCCUUGAAAGGUCAAGAAUACAUCCAAAGUAGCUCUACUUCGGCUGAGGAUCUCAUGGUUCGAUUUUGUAACCGCUUGCUGCUUCCUAUGACCGUGCAAUCGGCCGCUGCCGAGUUGGCACGUCGUGCGGGUCAAGAGGGUACACUUGCAGGCCGCUCACCUAUUUCGAUCGCUGCGAGUGGGAUUUACAUGAUUUCUGCGUUAAUGGGAUUUCCCAAGACUCCGAAAGAAAUUUCGGAGGUUACGGGUGUGAGUGAUUCUACCAUCCGUAUCGCUUACAAGCUAUUGCAUGCAGAGCGUCAUAAGCUUGUCGAUUCCAAAUGGGUUGCAAAAAAUAGCACAAUGGAUGCGAUGUUGCCAAAGCCUUAAUUUGGAAUGGCGGUAAAAUAAGGGAUUUUGGUUUGUGUACGAUGUUGAAAACAAAGCUAUAUGAUGCACACUUAUGAUAUAAAUGACUAGAAAAAAAGAACGAAUGUUAUAAUAAUCUUAAUUGUUUUCUUUGUCGAUUGAUUUCAUAUGAACGUUUAUAUAAAAAUUAUUAUGAUAUCAAGUUACAAACGUGAGAUUAUAAAAAGCUUCAAGUAUUAUCGGUGAUUACCUGAUACAUAGAUGGAAAAUCAAUGAUUUAAAUGAUAGUUCGGCUAGAAGAAUCUAGUUCAAACAUGAUUAGCUAUUUACUCAUAAAAAAUGAAAUGACCAUGUUCACAA
Messenger RNA from Schizosaccharomyces cryophilus OY26, 1696 nucleotides. RefSeq names its product transcription factor TFIIB. Gene Ontology annotation, cellular component: nucleus; transcription preinitiation complex. The record is from RefSeq and is a predicted model, not a curated record. NCBI's taxonomy places the organism in Eukaryota, Fungi, Ascomycota, Schizosaccharomycetes, Schizosaccharomycetales, Schizosaccharomycetaceae. The transcript has 2 exons. Gene Ontology annotation, biological process: transcription initiation at RNA polymerase II promoter; transcription preinitiation complex assembly. The coding region runs from base 338 to 1357 and encodes 339 amino acids. Gene Ontology annotation, molecular function: RNA polymerase II general transcription initiation factor activity; TBP-class protein binding.